AUGAUUAAUAUGAGUCUAUUAACGAAUUCAUCGUCCCUGGAAGAUGAUUUAUGUAAUGAGUUUGAUUUGGACUAUAGUGAUAUCAUACCCCAAGAAUCGUCGUCAAUUUCAAACACUAAAAUAUCAUUACCGCCUGAUUAUUCUACAUCUAAUCGAAUCACCAACGAAUUAUUCCAAGUCACUAGUAAUUUAAGAGAUACAUACAAAAGAAAUGGUCAACCGAAACGAUUGAAUAAUAAUAAAAUUGAAAAGUUAAUACAGGAUAUCAACGUGAACCAAGAAUUAGAAGAGUCGGGAUUUGAAUUGGACGAUAUAGUACGAACAAGGGUGUUUAAAGGGAGAUUCAAAAAUCGCAACAGCUCAUAUGCCAUGCUACCUAAUUUGAAUGGAUAUUUUGAUGAAAACAAAGAAAACAGAGACAAGCCUUCCAAAGUGACUAAAUCCAACAAAUUGUCAUUACCUAUUCUACAGCCAAUCACCAACAAUCCAAAACGUCAUACAAUACGAUCACCAAAACGCUUAUGUCGACCAAAACAUAGAUCGAUCCGUCCACAGAAGCCAUCCAUCAAGGCGUUCGAUAAGUCCAAUAUUUUUCUUAUUGAAUCACUGACUGGUUUAAUCAAUGAUGCAACCAAAUAUGCCACUGAGUUGAAUGGAUCCCAUGGUGAAGAAUACCCACUACCCGAGCACGAAAACGAGGUGGUACAGAUCCCUACCAAUGAAGACAAAGAUCCCAAGAUGGCUAUCAUAAGAAUGUAUAAACCUAAAAGAUUAGCCAAAACUGACGAUUCAGACCACAAGAACGGGUUCUACAACGAGGCGGAAUUUGACAUAUAUAGAGACCAACAAAGUUCCGGAGUUCAAGUUGUUUCAAGCUCUGUGGGAAGCAGUUCAGGUACAAAGAAAUCGGUCAGAUGGGCAGAUAAUUUAGAAUGGUAA
Molecule: messenger RNA, 939 nt
Organism: Candida tropicalis MYA-3404
Lineage: Eukaryota; Fungi; Ascomycota; Pichiomycetes; Serinales; Debaryomycetaceae
Exons: 1
Coding region: 1-939 (312 amino acids)
Source: RefSeq, a predicted model, not a curated record